AUGGUGUAUCCAGGGACAUAUCAUAGGAUUUGCUCAUACCAUCUACUACAGAACCUAAAGUCAUAUUUUGGCAAGUCAGGUCACAAUAUAACACAGGCAUUCAACUCGGUUGUUCGUGCAUACACCCUAGCAGAAUUUGAAUAUAACAUGCAGCAAUUUGAUUCAAUUAAUCCGAAGAUUAUAGCCUAUUUGGCCGAAGUGAACCCCGAGAAAUGGUCAAGAUUUCACAUGCCAGCUAACCGAUAUUCUAUAAUGACUUCGAAUAUAGUAGAAUCUGUGAAUGCAGUGACAAAAACAGUAAAGAACUUUCCUGUUGUGGCUCUAUUGGAUUCUUUGAGACAGACUAUACAAUAUUGGUUCUAUAAAGAUAGGGACACUGCGUUCAGUACUUUCACAAAGCUGUCAGGGAAUUACGAGAAAAUUUUAAGAGAUAUGAGUUAUGAUUUGAGAAAUUUCACGGUAUCUCGUACAAAUCAAACCAUUUUUUCUGUUUGUGAUGAUAGCUUGUCAUUUAUUGUUGAUAUGGAACAAUGUACAUGCACAAGUAGGACAUUUCAAGUGGAUCAAUUACCCUGCCUGCACACCCUAGCCAUUAUUGCAAUGAUGAAGAUGGAUGCAUAUGAUUAUUGUUCAUACUUCUACACGAGGGAUGCAUACAUCAAUGCUUAUAAACACAUAGUGUUUCCAAUUGGAAACAUCAAUGAGUGGACAGUACCGGAUGAAGUUUUAAACGUAAUUGUGCUGCCACCAAACCAGAAAAGAAGUAUAGGAAGGCCAUUCGAAAAGAGGAAGAGAUCAUCUUGUGAAGGCAAAAUCAUAGUCAAAUGUGGACAUUGUUGUAGAAAUGGUCACAAUCGCAGAACAUGCACUAGUUUGGUUCCAUUAGGUCAAAGAUGUAAAUGA
Messenger RNA from Olea europaea var. sylvestris, 903 nucleotides. RefSeq lists its product as uncharacterized. Lineage: Eukaryota; Viridiplantae; Streptophyta; Magnoliopsida; Lamiales; Oleaceae. The transcript has 3 exons. The record is from RefSeq and is a predicted model, not a curated record. Gene Ontology annotation, molecular function: zinc ion binding. Bases 1 to 903 code for a protein of 300 amino acids.